AGGGUACAUAAUAUUAUUCCUAAGGGAAUACAGUCUCUCGAACGUUAGACCUUUCAAAACCCAAAAACAUCCCUUACCAGUCCACUUUCUCCUCCUCCCUUUCCCACUAUAAAAAAGGAAAAAAGAAAAGACCACUAUCAUUACCUUCACCAAUUCAUCCCACACAUCAAACUCAAAGACUUCUGAUCAUCGCAUCGUUAACGAUGCAGCAAAGUUCUUCAGCAGCCUCACUUGGACCAGGCGGUCUAGACCUGUCACAAGUCUUUUUCAAACCCAUUCACAACACAUCUCCGCCUUCUCCAACAAAGCGCCACACUAAAAUCUCAGUCAUCGGCACCGGAAAUGUCGGCAUGGCAAUAGCCCAAACCAUCCUCACCCAAGACUUAGCGGAUGAGCUCGCCCUCGUCGACGUCAAUCCCAACAAACUCCGUGGCGAGAUGCUCGACUUACAACAUGCCGCUGCUUUCCUUCCCCGCACUAAAAUCCUCGCUUCCCCUGAUUACUCUGUCACCAUUGGAUCUGAUCUUUGUAUUGUCACUGCUGGCGCCCGCCAGAUCCCCGGAGAAUCUAGAUUAAAUUUGUUGCAGAGGAAUGUCACUCUGUUCAAGAAUAUUAUUCCUCCGCUUGCUAAGUACUCGCCUGAUUCUAUUUUGAUGAUUGUUUCUAAUCCUGUAGAUAUUUUGACUUUUAUUGCUUGGAAGCUUUCUGGGUUUCCUUCAAAUCGGGUUGUUGGAUCGGGUACGAAUUUGGAUAGUUCAAGGUUUCGGUUCUUGAUUGCUGAUCAUCUUGAUGUCAAUGCUCAGGAUGUGCAGGCCUAUAUUGUUGGAGAGCAUGGUGACAGCUCAGUGGCAUUGUGGUCAAGCAUAAGUGUUGGUGGGGUGCCAAUAUUGAGCUUUUUAGAAAAGCAGGAUAUUGCCUAUGAGAAGGAGACACUUGAGAACAUUCACAAAGCAGUUGUGGACAGCGCCUAUGAAGUGAUUAGUCUAAAGGGCUACACGUCUUGGGCUAUUGGGUACUCUGCUGCUAACUUGGCUCGAUCCCUACUUAGAGACCAGAGGAAAAUCCACCCCGUUUCAGUCCUUGCUAAGGGCUUUUAUGGCAUUGAUGGUGGGGAUGUUUUCUUGAGCUUGCCUGCACAACUGGGUAGAGGUGGAGUUUUGGGGGUCACCAAUGUGCAUUUGACGGAGGAAGAGGCACAACGACUCAGGGACUCGGCUAAGACCCUGCUAGAGGUGCAAAGUCAGUUGGGAAUAUGAGUUAGCUAUAUCAAUGGACUUCCAAGUUCCAUUCUUGCAUUUUGUAGAGAAAGUCUACUCUAUUCAAUUGUCCUUUUUCUCAAGUUAGCGUUUUUAUAUAGACAACGCUGCCUGCUUCUUUUUCCACUGGCCUAUUGUGGAUUUGUUUGAACCUUGUAGUUAUGGAUUUGAAAAUGCAAGUCGUUUGUUCUUGGCGGUUCUGAUAAAAUAAGAACUAGUAUAAAUUUAUUUUUUAAGCAA
This is a messenger RNA of Ricinus communis (castor bean), 1496 nucleotides long. Its product is annotated as L-lactate dehydrogenase B. The record is from RefSeq and is a predicted model, not a curated record. Bases 204 to 1256 code for a protein of 350 amino acids. The transcript is spliced from 2 exons. Gene Ontology annotation, molecular function: L-lactate dehydrogenase (NAD+) activity. Gene Ontology annotation, biological process: carboxylic acid metabolic process. NCBI's taxonomy places the organism in Eukaryota, Viridiplantae, Streptophyta, Magnoliopsida, Malpighiales, Euphorbiaceae. Gene Ontology annotation, cellular component: cytoplasm.